AUGCUCAACAGGUUCCUCUCCAAGUGCUCCCAUUGGUCGGAUCCCGGGGUCCUGCCGGCCUCUGAUUGGCCGAGAGCAGUUCUGGCGGAUCUGAGGGGACAGGUGGCAGCGUUUGAGUGGGCGGUGACGGACCCCACUGCCCCGGGGACAGUGGGCAGUGCAGAGUGGGGCAGUGAGAGGAGGAAGAUGCAGCGACUGGCUCUGCAGCAUGGGAACCUUCUGCUGCGCGCCAUGCUCCUGGCGGCACACGCGGAGGGCGGCAGCAGCAGCGGCAGCCCGUCCAGCCAAUCAGGGCGCUCCAUUGCCGCCCUGCUGGCAGAUACAGUGGCGGGCAUUCACACAGAGAUGGAGGCGAGGCGAAGCCAGGAGGGGGCAGAGCGAGAGGAGCAAGAGGAAGAGGGAGAUGAGGAGGAGGAAGAGGAGAGUGUGGAGCUCAGCGAGUUUGACUUCUGGGUGGAUUACAUCGCUGCUGAUGUGGCAAUUCUCAAAAGCUCUCUUCUCCUUCCUGCUGUGCUGUCACCCGCUCUCCCCUUCCACCCAACCUCUUCCUCUCUUACUUCCUCCCACCCACCAUCCCCAGGGGAAGCCUCAUCAACCAUGCGGCUUCAGGUCACCCCACAGCAGCAACCGCAGCAAUCACACCAGAACCAGCAGCAGCAGGGCGGCAGAGAGCAUGUGGUGGUGGCGUGUGUGGCGGUGCUGGCCCCCUCAGGGGCUCUCGUGCCCGGCGACGCCUCCCUGUGUGCCGCCAUGCACUCAGCGCUCAUGGCGUGCGUGGGGGAGCGAGAGGCAGAGGCGCGGCAAGUCAGGGUCGACGUGGCAGCGCACCCCUCAGACGCGCGCCUGCUCACACUCGCCAUUCGCUGUCUGGGGACCGGAGGAGAGGAGGGGGCGAGUGAGGCAGUGAGUGUGGAUGUAGAGAGCCCUGCUGUUCGCAUCAUGGCUCGUGUUGUCAAAGCGGAACUACCUCACAUGGACCCUGCGGCUCGCAUGCACGUGGUGCGCUGUGCUGCCUUCACCAACCCACCCACCCACCGCCCAAGCCUCUCCCGAACCACCGCUGACAGCUUUGGCACCAUAGCAGCAGCGGAGGCUCGGGGUGCUGAGCCUGCGCCGUGGCUCAUGCGCCGGCUGUGCCGUGUGUGCUGCCUUCCCACCCUUGCCUUGCGCUGCCAGGAGGUGCGGGUGUUUAUGGCGCAGCAGCUGGAGCCAUCAGUGCAUGUGGAUCCAGCAGCAGCAGCAGAGGUCAUGGAAGCAACUGAUGUGGCGGCUCUGGUGGCCCAGGGCACGCUGCAUCAAAUCUUCACACCCCAGCAGCUCCAGACCCGAUAUGCCUAUCCCUGCUUCGUGAAGCUCGAGCCUUCGAAGAGCUCGUCGUCGUCCGAUUUCCUCCCUCCGCCGCCCUCCUGGCCCGAGGAGUACGCGGGAGUUGCGCCGCUUCCGCGAGACGACUCCGCCGCCACCUUCCACGUGGCGGACUAUGGUGCGCAGCCCGACGGCCGCGGGGAUAGCUGGGGCGCCUUCCGCCGCGCCUUCGACGCCGCCUGCAAGCUCGCGGAGGCGGAAAGCGUGCGCGUCCGCGUGCUCGUCGCUCCGCCGUCCGCGGAAGGAUCUUCCGGGGGGAGCUCUUCCGCGGGGGGAUCAUCCAAGGAUGGCGGUAGGAAGGAUUCUGGCCGAAUCGCUAGUACGAAAAGCACCAACGGCAGUGCCGCUGGCAACGGAAUUGACACUACACUCGGGAACGACUCGUCCGCGAAUAGCGAUCCCAACAAUACCGCGGAUAACAUGCCUCAUCUGCCGACGGUCGCGGACGUCACAAUGCCGGACGUUAACGUUAACGUCAACGUCGACAAUUCGAUUGCUAACGUGGACGCGUUGAAGGGUUCCAGCAGCGGAGGCGGCAACGGCAACGGCGGGGGGGUAAACGGAAGCGGGGGAAGCGGAGCAAGCGGCGCGCACGUGGUUAGCGAUACGAUGCAGUGGCUGCUCAACCAUCGCGGAUUGGCGCAAAAGAACCACGGACUGACGGAGAGGAGGUUGGGGGAGCAGAGGCGCGGAUUGGCGGAGCGGAACCGUGUGCUGGCGGAGCGGAGCCGAGAGGCGGACGGGAACAGCGUCAAGUACUAUCUCAGCCGUUCGAUCACGGUGAACGGAUCGUGCGGCGCUGGCUUGACGCUGCAAAUCGACGACGCGACGAUCUACGGCCCAAAAACCGCAGAGGGUUAUCCCGAACCGUCGCUGUACAUUAACGAGGACAAGAUCGGCGUGGCGAGUAACGGCAUGUUCCGGUUCCUAGGGGUGACGGGGCUGGUCAUACGCGGUAGUGGCAGCCUCGACGGCAACGGCGAGGGGUACUGGGAUACCGAGGCGCACGACCGGCCGCACCUGCUGUCGCUGAUCAACUGCCGCGAGGUCAUUCUCGACAGCGUAGCGCUGCGCAACCCCCCCAUGUACCACGUCUUCUCCUACGGAAUCGACAGGCUGUGGGUGAGGAGAUUAACUACCAACGCGCCAGACGAGUCGCCCAACACGGACAGCCUGAAACUGCUCGGCGUGCGCCACGCGCUCAUUGAGAAUUGCACCUUCCACGGAGGCGAUGAUGACGUGUCACUGGUGGCACGUGGCAGCCAGGCAGUGGCCAACGUGACGGUCCGGAAUCUGAUUGCCACGUCAGGGCACGGGAUCAGCAUUGGGAGUUUGGGAGCAGGGGGGGCGGUGGCGUGUGUGUCGGAUGUGAGCUUCAAGGAUUUGAUUCUAUCGGAUUUGUCGAAUGGGUUGAGGAUCAAGACGUGGCAGGGCGGCUUGGGAAUGGUGCGGAAUGUACAGUACGAGAACGUGUACAUGACAAACAUCGAACGAGCGAUUACACUAGAUCAGUUCUAUUGUGACGACAAUCAGGACUUCCCCUGCGACCCAUCGCCCCACAACGUGGCGCUGGUGAACAUCUCGUACACCCAUGUGUAUGGCACCGCCUCCAAGUAUGCGAUGGAUAUGGAGUGUAGCGAUACGGUGCCCUGCACUGGGAUCUCCCUCAACAAUGUCAAGCUGGGGGGGACAAGCUCAAGCACCAAGGAGCCUGUUUUCAAGAACAUUCUGUCGAGCCAUGCUGUGGGUGAUGUGGCUCCCUUGGCAGAGGACAUGACAUCUUAUGAGGAGUGGGGUGUGGGUACACCUACUGACGAGCAAGUAGCGAGCAUAAAAGAGAUGAUGGCAAAAUGCACGUGA
Molecule: messenger RNA, 3225 nt
Organism: Closterium sp. NIES-65
Lineage: Eukaryota; Viridiplantae; Streptophyta; Zygnematophyceae; Desmidiales; Closteriaceae
Source: the annotation of a GenBank genome assembly